This is a messenger RNA of Penicillium cinerascens, 1914 nucleotides long. RefSeq lists its product as uncharacterized. The record is from RefSeq and is a predicted model, not a curated record. The coding region runs from base 1 to 1914 and encodes 637 amino acids. The transcript has 5 exons. Lineage: Eukaryota; Fungi; Ascomycota; Eurotiomycetes; Eurotiales; Aspergillaceae. Gene Ontology annotation, molecular function: oxidoreductase activity, acting on the CH-CH group of donors.
AUGCCUAAGCCGUUGUCACCUUCUACCAUUGACGAGGGUUUCAUCCUCUCGCCCCCGACUCUGCAGAACCCAGCAACGGCAGACCGGAUCUUUGAACGCAUUUUGCAAUGGCAUCUUCCUCAAGAUAUACUGGCCAAGAUUGCCCCGGCCCUUCACGACUUUGGGUCGGAUGCAAUUUCAGACAAAACAAAUGUCCUCAUUGGUAACGCGGAAAGUCAAGAACCCUAUGUGAAGGCCCACAACGUUUGGGGUGCCCGAUAUGAGGCAGACCGUCUAGUGACUAGCACCGGUUGGAAAGAGCUGGGAAAAUGGGGUAUCAAGCAUGGUGUUGUCGGCCUUGGAUACGAAGAGGAAUUCGGCCCGUAUCGUCGCAUUGUGCAGCAUGCAUUCAACUAUUUGUUCUCUGCAUCAUCUGCUGCAUACUCCUGUCCUGUCUCUAUGACCUCGGGAGCAGCAAGAUUGGUGCGACACCAGCUCUCCGGUGUUCCUCCAGACCAUCCGUUCCAUGAGCUUUACGCUCGUCUUAUCGCCCGUGAAAACAAUUGGAUUUCUGCACAGUGGAUGACCGAGCGCCCGGGUGGCAGCGAUGUUCGAAAUAGCGAAACCGUCGCGACGUACUCCCCGCUCGCAUCCAAGACUGGCCGAUUCGGCAACAUCGAAGAGGGUGACUAUCUGCUAUCCGGGUUCAAGUUCUUCUGCAGUGCCACCGAUUGCAAUAUUGUCCUGCUAUUGGCAAAGACUGAAUCCGGAGAACUGUCUCUCUUCGUUGCGCCGACCGUCAAAGCCGCCGUGGAUGGUCAAGGAAAGAUCAAGCGAGUAUCUAAUGGAAUUCGCAUUCACCGACUCAAAACCAAAAUGGGGACGAAGGAACUUCCCACGGCCGAGGUCGAGCUUCGGAAUGUGCGCGCACAUCUCAUAGGGCCGAAAGACCGUGGCAUUGCAACCAUUGCCCUGCUGCUGAAUGUGACGCGCACUCACAACUUUAUCACCGCACUGUCGUGCCUUCGUCGGGCUUUGGAUAUCGCAAAGGCCUUUGCCCGGGCUCGCACAACCAUCGAUCAGCCACUCUGGACCUUCCCAAUGCAUUUGAAUGUACUAGCCCAGUUGGAAGUCAAACAUCGGGGCUGGAUGCAGCUUGCUUUUUUCACCUCGUCGCUGUUGAGUUAUGUGGACAACGGAUUCCCAGAUGGCGUGCCAGAGGCCUUUGCUGUGUUGGCCAAGUCCCCCGCCACAUCGACUGUUGUCCUGCGGGCUUUCACUUCGACUUCCAAGGCGGUCAUUUGCAAGUCUGCCACCCUAGCUUUCCAGGAGUGCCAAGAAGCCAUGGGUGGUGUGGGUUAUAUCGAUGAACCGGAAGAGCCAGAAUUCAAUGUGAGUCGACUGUGGCGCGACACUGCCAGUAACAGUGUUUGGGAGGGUACCACCAAUGUCCUGGCGAGCGAGACGGUGCGACAUCUUACCAAGGGUCAGAAUUUGGAGCUGUUUGACGAGUGGAUCACCACUGCCAUUGCUCGGAUCUCCACCGGUGCUUUCAGGGCAACGUUGCAGAACGUCUGGAACCUUCUGAAAGCAAAGCUGGCUCCUGGUCAAGACGGCCAGGGACUGAUAGCUGUGCUAGGUGUUGCUCGCCAGAUCAUAUUUACACUUGCCUGGCUGGUGAGCGGCGUCUUGCUCUCAUUAGAUGCCCAACGAGACAACGACGAAGUGGCUCGCGAAGUUGCUCGGAGAUGGGUCCUGGAUGGACAAGGAAUACCUGGAGAAUUCGGGUUCACCGAUAUCAUCUACCAGCGAUCGGCCACCGCACAGGACCGAAAGCCAACUGAUCAUGAACGGACCGAGUGGGAUUGUCGCAUCGUCUGGGGAACCGAUUUACCUUCGAAUUCUUCCGCAGGUUAUCGGGCUGCCAAAAUCUAA